Messenger RNA from Phytophthora sojae, 360 nucleotides. RefSeq lists its product as hypothetical. The record is from RefSeq and is a predicted model, not a curated record. The transcript has a single exon. The coding region runs from base 1 to 360 and encodes 119 amino acids. NCBI's taxonomy places the organism in Eukaryota, Oomycota, Peronosporomycetes, Peronosporales, Peronosporaceae.
AUGGUGUUGGCGACGGAUUCGUCGGGGGUCUUGGUUGACAAUGCAGGAGAAGACGCAGCGGUCACUGUGGAUGACACGCACAACACGACGGUGGUGCAGCCCGCAGCCGACUUCAUCCCAAGGCCAAACGACAACGACGACGCAGCGGAGAAGAGUCCGAGUGACGGCAACGGUGGCGGGUUGUCCAGGCUGGUAGUGGCGGUGAUCGUCAGUGUCAGUGUUGCCGGGCUCUUGUUGGGUCUCACGCUCGUCGGGUUCGCGUGGAGAGCGUUGAGGCGCGAAGAGGAAUCCAUGUUAAUGGACCUAGGGGACGAUCGCAACUACGUGUACGGGCAGUUCGGCGACUAUGCUGCGAUGUAG